Messenger RNA from Closterium sp. NIES-65, 1839 nucleotides. Lineage: Eukaryota; Viridiplantae; Streptophyta; Zygnematophyceae; Desmidiales; Closteriaceae. The record is from the annotation of a GenBank genome assembly.
AUGGCGGGCAUAAUCCUUGUCGCCAUGGGGCUGUUUAUCGCGAUCGUAUCCAUGCUAGACGUCAUCGUCGCCGCGCUCUGCGCCACCGACCAGUGCCCCGAGGCGCUCAUGCUCUCCGCCGGCAGCGCCACGAUAGGCGGCAUAGCAAACAUGAUCGUGGCGCCCAUAUUCGGGAACCUUUCCGACAAGCACGGUCGCAAGCCCUUCCUGCUGCUCAGCAUCGCAUGCAUCACCAUCCCCAACGCCAUCCUUGCUACCAGCUCCAGUCGCCUAGCCCUUUCGCUGCUACCUACCACUCUUUCCCCCUCUCUCCACCUCUCCCCUCUCUCGUUCCCGCCCCUUCUCGAGCUCCCCUUGCUCUGUGCUCCCCCCGCCACACCAGCCCUGCUCUCUUCUCUUCUCACCCUGCUGCCCUGCAGCUCUCCCUUUUGUCCGCAUUUCUUAUUUCUCUUCCCCCUCUCUGCCUCCCUCCCUCCUGCCCGCCCACCGUCUCUCUUUCUCUCUAUCCACUGUACACUCUCUAUCCAGGCGGAUGUGACUGAGGAAACCGACAGGGCGGCGGCGUUUGGAGCCAUUUCCGGCACCACUUCUGUUGGCUUCCUCGCUGGCCCGCUCGUCGCCCGAUUCGUGCCUCCUGCCAUCACCUUCCAUGUGGCAACGCUGCUGUGCUCGUGCGGGUGGGCGUACAUUCUCAUCAUGGUGCCCGAGUCCCUGCCUGCCUCCCUACCUGAGUCCCCGUCUGAGUCCCUGCUCUCGCAACCCCUCCUGCGCAAGGCUGCCUCGCUUGCUGAUGUGGAGCGUGGUCAUUCUCUUGCUGCCGCCGAUGCUGCUGUGGCGGCUGUUGAUGGGGUGUGGUUUCCACGAGGGGUUUCCGAAGGGGGUGGCGGAGUGAGAAGUGGAAGAAGAGGAGUCAGUCGGGAGAGUACUCUUGCUGCCAUUGCUGCUGCUGUGGCGGCUGACGAUGGGGAGGGGAAUUCAGAAGGGGGUCAAGAAGGGGGUGGCGGAGUGAGAAGUGGAAUAGGAAGUGGAGGAGGAAGUGGAGGAGGCAGUCGGGUGAGUAUUCUUGCUGCCGCUGCUGCUGCUGUGGCGGCUGUUGAUGGCGUGGGGAUUGCGGGGGAGGGUCAAGAAGGGGGAGGGGGAGUGAGCAGAGGAGGAAGAGGUGGUGGUGGUGGCAGUGGGGGGGGUGUGGGGGAGAGGACUAGCCUGCUGGAAGGGUGUGGAGAUGGAGGGAAUGGGGAGAAGGGGGGAGGACGACAGGUAGGAGGAGGGGGAAGUGCAGGUGCAGGGCGGGGAGGGGCGAGGAGCGUGAAGCGAAGCAAGUCGGCAGUGUUGAUGCGAAGCAGAUCCACACUCAAGGAAGCCGCCAUGCACAUCAGAUUCUCCAGGUGCCCCCGCUGCCCUCUCACUGCCUCUCACUGCCUCUCACUGCUGGAGUGGCACUGCUUUGGCAAAUACCCGUACUUUUGUCGCCUCGUGUCCAUGCUGCUGCUCGUGGCCUUCCUGCAUGCCUUUGCAGACAACGGCCAAGUGGCCAACAUGCUUUACGUGUUCAAGGCCAAGUUCCACUGGGGCAAGAACGACUUCUCACUCUACACCGCUGGCAUCGGCCUCUUUGCCGUGCUCUCCCACCUCCUGCUGCUGCCCCUGCUGCUCAAGAUGCUCCCCCUUCCCUCCCUGCUCAUCCUCGCUAUUUCCAUCAACACCGUCCAUGUGGUCCUGUAUGGGCUCGCAUGGAAGCCAUGGGUAAGUUCCGCUGCCUACCCCACUCCAAUGCAAUCCACUCCGCACCCACCCACCACCUCUUCCCAUGCAACCCCCCAUACCUGCCUGCUGCACUGA